GGAAAAAAAAAAAAUGUUUGGUAACACCGAAAGCCGAAAGGGGAAAGUCUCCAAAACUAAAAUUGGAAAAAAAAAACUGUAUUGGUCAGCUGAGUUAAAAUUAGCAAAUGUUGAUGAAGACUCGUUCAUAAUCCUGAUUUUCCGGCAAUUUUCAGUCUAAACUCACCUCUGAAGAAGAAAUGACGCACUCAUUCUCUCUAUCCCCCUCCGUUUCUGCACAGGAAUUCGAAGAUGGCGAAACUAGUCGAGACGUUUCCUUGCGUUCCGUCCACAGAGCGAGGCCGGGGCAUUUUGAUCGCCGGCGACCCCAAAUCCGACUCCAUUCUCUACUGCAACGGCAGAUCCGUCUUGAUUCGGAGCCUCCAGCGACCCCAAGACGUCGAAGUGUACGGAGAACACGGCUACGCUGCAACCGUGGCACGCUACUCUCCCAACGGCGAGUGGAUCGCUUCCGCUGAUGUCUCUGGCACGGUUCGGGUUUGGGGAACGCACAACGGGUUCGUGCUUAAGAACGAGUUCAGGGUCCUUGCUGGUCGGAUCGAUGAUCUCCAAUGGUCCUCCGACGGGCUUCGGAUCGUCGCUUCCGGCGAUGGAAAAGGGAAAUCACUUGUUCGAGCCUUCGCAUGGGACUCUGGCAAUACAAUGGGAGAUUUUGAUGGACAUUCUCGUAGAGCUCUGAGUUGUGCCUUCAAACCAACGAGACCUUUUCGAAUCGCCACAUGUGGGGAAGAUUUCUUGGUCAACUUUUACGAUGGGCCACCUUUCAAGUUUCACUCUUCUCACAGGCAAGUUACUUCUCUUGUCAAUGAUACUGAUACGGAGCAUUCCAACUUUGUCAACUGCAUCAGAUAUUCACCUGAUGGUAGUAAAUUCAUCACCGUGAGCUCAGAUAAAAAGGGUACGAUUUACGAUGGCAAAACUGGAGAUAAAAUUGGAGAAUUGGCCUCAGAAGAUGGUCACAAAGGCAGCAUCUACGCUGUUAGCUGGAGCCCCGACGGCCAACGGGUGCUCACUGUCUCUGCUGAUAAGUCUGCCAAGGUUUGGGAGGUGUCUGAAGACGGAAGUGUUGGUUCUGUAAUCAAGACUUUGACCUUUACGGAAUCUGGUGGAGCAGAAGACAUGCUUGUGGGAUGUCUUUGGCAGAACGAUCAUCUCAUCACAGUGUCUCUUGGCGGUACCAUGUCCUUGUUCUCUGCAGAUGAUAUGGAUAAGCCUCCGUUGCUGUUAUCUGGACAUAUAAAGAACGUGACUUCUUUGGCUGUUUUUGGGACAAACCAGAAGACGAUUCUGUCUUGUAGCUAUGACGGUCUUAUAGUCAAAUGGCUACAAGGUGUUGGGUAUAGUUGCAAGCUACAGAUGAAAGAUAACACCAAAAUCAAGAGAUUAGCAGCUACUGAAUCUGGCAUUCUCUUAUCUGGGUUUGAUAACAAGGUCUGGAGAAUUCCUUUUACGGAUAACGAAUUCGGAGCUGCAGAGCAUAUUGAUAUCGGCCAUCAACCUCUGGACAUAAGCAUAGCUGUUGAUUCACCAGAAUACACUGCACUAGUCUCGUUUGAUUCUGGAGUUGUGUUGCUCAAUGGUCUGAACAUUUUGAGCAAGAUGGAUCUCGGUUUUGCUGUGGCAGCUUCUGUGAUCUCACCUGACGGAAAAGAAGCGAUAGUAGGAGGACAAGACGGGAAGUUACACGUGUACUCGGUCUCAGAUGACAACAGCCUCAAAGAAGAAGCCGUGCUUGAGAAACACAGAGGUGCUGUCACAGUGAUACGCUACUCGCCUGAUUUAACAAUGUUUGCCUCUGGUGAUGCCAAUCGCGAAGCUGUUGUCUGGGAUCGCGAGACCAAACAGGUGAAGCUAAACAACAUGUUGUUCCACACGGCUCGUAUAAACUCUUUGGCAUGGUCACCGAACAACACGAUGGUUGCCACUGGGUCCAUUGACACAUGCGUCAUUGUAUAUGAAGUGGACAAGCCAGCUUCGAAUCGCAUAACCGUCAGGAACGCUCACCUUGGUGGAGUUAAUGCAGUCGCCUUCGUCGAUGAGUGCACCGUAGCUAGUUCCGGUGAAGACGCUUCGGUUCGUUUGUGGCUUAUCGAACCUCAAUGACCCAAACCGGACUUCCUAUGAGCUUUUUUUAUAGUACCAUCCUUUAAAAGUUCUAGUUUCUAAAUUUAACAGUGGCUUGUUUGUAUGACUGUAUUUAAGCUAAGUAUCUUAUCAUGGAAUUGCACACGUGUCCAAAAUCUAGCGAAUCUAUAAGGUGAAACUCACA
Molecule: messenger RNA, 2269 nt
Organism: Thlaspi arvense
Lineage: Eukaryota; Viridiplantae; Streptophyta; Magnoliopsida; Brassicales; Brassicaceae
Source: the annotation of a GenBank genome assembly